UGGGAGCGGGAUUGUUUCGCGCAGGAAGCAGGCUCCAUUUUAGCGCCGCCCGCCGUCGCCAUCUGUUUCCCUUCCCUCCCCCUUACCCCCUCCCGUCCCCAAACCCCAACGAGAAGGCUGGGCCUGGGGCGCUAGAGGUUGGAGUGAAAGGAGAAAAGGGAGAAAGGGAAGAAGCGGGAAGAAAAAGGGUGAGUCGAAAACGGUGAGCGGUAGAGGCCAAGGUGCGAAGCGCGCAGCCCAGCGGCCGGACUGACGGACGUGGCCGUGCUACGGCUGCCGCGGCUGCGGCGCCCGCGCGAGUCGCGUCGAAGCGGCGGCGGCGGCAGCAGCAGCAGCAGCAGCAGCACCAGCGGAAACAGGAGGGGAGCAAUGGCGGCCGACAGCCGGGAGGAGAAAGAUGGAGAACUAAAUGUACUAGAUGAUAUUUUGACUGAAGUACCAGAACAGGAUGAUGAACUGUAUAAUCCAGAGAGUGAACAAGAUAAAAACGAGAAAAAGGGAUCAAAAAGAAAAAGCGACCGAAUGGAAUCUACUGACAUCAAGCGACAAAAGCCUUCUGUUCAUUCAAGACAGUUGAUUUCUAAGCCACUGAGCUCAUCUGUUAGCAAUAACAAAAGAAUAGUUAGUACUAAAGGAAAGUCAGUUGCAGAGUAUAAAAAUGAGGAAUAUCAAAGAUCUGAAAGAAGCAAGCGUCUAGAAGUUGAUCGGAAGAUUCGUUUGUCAAGCAGUGCUUCUAGAGAACCUUAUAAGAGUCAACCUGAAAAAACUUGUCUCCGGAAAAGGGACCCUGAUAGGAGGACCAAAUCCCCUACGCCAGAUGGUUCUGAGAGAAUUGGGCUUGAAGUGGAUAGACGUGCAAGCAGAUCCAGCCAGUCUUCUAAGGAAGAAGUGAACUCUGAAGAAUAUGGCUCUGACCAUGAGACUGGCAGCAGUGGUUCUUCCGAUGAGCAAGGCAACAAUACUGAGAAUGAGGAGGAAGGGGUGGAAGAUGUGGAGGAAGAUGAAGAGGUAGAAGAAGAUGCAGAGGAAGAUGAAGAAGUGGAUGAAGAUGGAGAAGAGGAGGAGGAGGAAGAGGAAGAGGAGGAAGAGGAGGAGGAGGAAGAGGAGGAGGAGGAGGAGGAAGAAUAUGAACAGGAUGAGAGAGACCAGAAGGAAGAGGGAAAUGAUUAUGAUACUCGAAGUGAAGCUAGCGACUCUGAUUCUGAAUCCGUUUCUUUCACAGAUGGAUCUGUCAGAUCCGGUUCAGGCACAGAUGGAUCAGAUGAGAAAAAGAAGGAAAGGAAGAGAGCUAGAGGCAUCUCUCCAAUUGUUUUUGAUAGAAGUGGAAGCUCUGCAUCAGAGUCAUAUGCAGGUUCAGAAAAGAAGCAUGAGAAAUUAUCAUCUUCCGUUCGUGCUGUCCGAAAAGAUCAAACCAGUAAACUCAAAUAUGUCCUACAGGAUGCAAGAUUUUUUCUCAUAAAGAGUAACAACCAUGAGAAUGUGUCUCUUGCCAAAGCUAAGGGUGUUUGGUCCACGCUGCCUGUAAAUGAGAAGAAAUUAAAUGCUGCAUUCAGAUCUGCAAGGAGUGUUAUAUUAAUAUUUUCUGUCAGAGAGAGUGGAAAAUUUCAAGGAUUUGCAAGACUUUCUUCAGAAUCACAUCAUGGAGGAUCUCCUAUACAUUGGGUGCUGCCGGCAGGAAUGAAUGCUAAAAUGUUGGGAGGAGUUUUUAAAAUUGACUGGAUUUGCAGGCGUGAAUUACCCUUCACUAAGUCAGCUCAUCUCACCAAUCCUUGGAAUGAACAUAAACCAGUAAAGAUUGGACGUGAUGGACAGGAAAUUGAACUUGAAUGUGGAACCCAGCUUUGUCUUCUAUUUCCCCCCGAUGAAAGUAUUGACUUGUAUCAGGUCAUUCAUAAAAUGCGUCACAAGAGAAGAAUGCAUUCUCAGCCCCGAUCAAGAGGACGUCCAUCCCGUCGAGAACCAGUCCGGGAUGUGGGAAGGCGUCGACCAGAAGAUUAUGAUAUUCAUAACAGCAGAAAGAAACCAAGGAUUGACUAUGCCCCUGAGUUUCACCAGAGACCAGGGUAUUUAAAGGAUCCACGAUACCAGGAAGUAGACAGUUUCACAAAUCUUAUUCCCAACAGACGAUUUUCAGGAGUUCGCCGAGAUGUGUUUUUAAAUGGGUCCUACAAUGAUUAUGUGAGGGAAUUUCAUAACAUGGGACCACCACCACCUUGGCAAGGAAUGGCUCCUUAUCCUGGAAUGGAACAACCUCCACACCAUCCUUACUAUCAACACCAUGCUCCACCUCCUCAAGCUCAUCCCCCUUACUCAGGACAUCACCCAGUACCACAUGAAGCAAGAUACAGAGAUAAGCGAGUACAUGAUUAUGACAUGCGGGUGGAUGAUUUCCUUCGUCGCACACAAGCUGUUGUCAGUGGUCGGAGAAGUAGACCCCGUGAAAGAGAUCGGGAGCGAGAGCGAGACCGCCCUAGAGAUAACAGAAGAGACAGAGAACGAGAUAGAGGGCGUGAUAGAGAAAGAGAAAGAGAGCGAUUAUGUGACCGGGACAGAGACCGAGGGGAGAGAGGUCGAUAUAGAAGAUAAUGCGCUUUUGGAAGCACUGAUUGUUCAAAGAUAAAAAAAUCUUGUAUUUUUUUUGUGUGUGUGUGUGUGUUUACAAGUAGUAAAUUUAUUUUCAGCGGUCUACUUAAAGUUCAUUGUGUAGAAGGGUUAAUUAAAUCCCUCUUUGUUCCAAGCAUGCGGUAUAAUAAGAACUGGAAAAACUCAAAUCCUCCAAAAAUGCACAGUUGACAGUUUGAGUUGACACUUUUAUUGGAGCAGAAUGGAACAGUCCAAGAAUGUAGAUAUUGAUUCAUUCUCCAUAAAUGUUCAUCUACUUAAUAGUGUGUUCAUCCUCGAGUUAUUUUUUGUUUUCUUUUUUUUUUUGGAUCUUGAUUGAUGACUGCCAUGAUAUUUUGCUUUGAUGUGUUUCUAAACGUAGUUGCACACGGUUCAGUAAAAAUAAUGCUGCUAUCAAGUAUGCAAAUAUUGAAGUAUGAUGGUUUGACAGUAUGGCAGUGUUGUAGCAGCCUCUUUGUUUCUCCCUUUCCCUCUUUUUUUAAUCUUAAAAAGUCACUUUUUAUUUUUCUUCAGUCUUCAAUGAUGAGAGCAAUAUUAAGAAGACAUUGCUAUCUAAUUUUUAAUCUUUUUAAAUAAAAAAUUCCUAUGUUCAGUAGCAUGGUUGAUGCUGUCAUUUAGCCUUCCCCUCCAAACUGUAUACAUUGGCUUGGAAUGUUCACAACUUGCGUGUGUGGCAGCGGAAGAUAAUUCCCAUAUUCUACAUUGCUACUGUUUUGUAUAAAAUAAAUUGGUAAAGAUUGAC
Messenger RNA from Neomonachus schauinslandi (Hawaiian monk seal), 3364 nucleotides. RefSeq names its product YTH domain containing 1 (gene YTHDC1). Gene Ontology annotation, cellular component: nucleoplasm. The record is from RefSeq and is a predicted model, not a curated record. The transcript is spliced from 17 exons. Lineage: Eukaryota; Metazoa; Chordata; Mammalia; Carnivora; Phocidae. Gene Ontology annotation, biological process: regulation of alternative mRNA splicing, via spliceosome; mRNA splicing, via spliceosome. Gene Ontology annotation, molecular function: N6-methyladenosine-containing RNA reader activity; mRNA binding. Bases 370 to 2586 code for a protein of 738 amino acids.